UGUAAACAAACCUAACUAAACCUCUGUCCGCACAAGUCACAGAUCUCGCUUGUACUCAGUGAGAUUUGAUUUAUCCUUCAUCUCUCCGCAUCUUUGCGGUUCGAAGUAAGGCUCGUCCAACAGAAAUAUCAUGCAAGAUGGAUUUAGUACAAGCAUCGCGCCUAACGGAUUCUUCCUAGCAGCCAUUUUGGUGGAAAUUUCGAACUCAUUGAAAAACCAUGAUGCCCUCAGAGAAAGUGCUGGAUAGCAGUAAAACUAAUGACGCAAUACUACAGCGACCGCGACUACCCCCUAAAAGCAAUGAUUUAUCGUCUCUUUAUCCGAAGUUAUUUGGGAUCAUAGCCGUGGUCAUCUUUUUCUUUCCCGUGGUUUCUGCUAAGCCGACGCCAGGCCAGCUAAAUCCCUGCAAACCAAACCAACACUGGGUUGAAAAGGAAAAUGGCUCACACUGGUGUAUAGAUUGUGGAACUUGCCCAGAAGGACAAGGCCUCUCAGUAGAGUGUGGGGGUUCUGAACUGCUGCCUUUUAAUUCUAUGGUGAAUUGUGUGGCAUGCAUCGAAGGAGUUACAUUUUCCAGAUAUGGAGAUUCGUCCAGUUGCCUUCCCUGUACAUCCUGCUCCAAAGGUCAGGUGGUAGAACAAAGCUGUUCGCCAAAGUGGGAUAUCAAGUGCGCAAGUAACUGUUCAAGCAAGGAUAGGUAUUAUGAUGUGGACAAGGGGGACUGUUUAAAAUGCUCAAGAUGCUGUGGUGAUGACGCAGAUGUAGUGGUGAAAGAGUGCAAGGAGAAGUUGGGAGCUGGCUCAAACAUGAUCUGUUCAUUUGACAGCAGUGUGAAGCGCUGUGACCAAACAACACCUCAACCAACACGCACUAACAGCCAUGUGAGCCGCAAAGAAGAUGUGCCUUACAGCACUCAAUACAGGGAUCAUUCCGCUCAAGCAAAGGAUCAGGACUACUUGGCAGCAACCGUUAUUCCUGUGGUGAUAAUGGUUGUUUUGGUUGUCUGUGUUUGUCUGUACUUUUUCAAGAAGAGACUGGCAGAGAUGUUAAGUUGGUGUCAUUGUGCUGUUGAAGAGGAAGACCACCAUGAAUUAGCAGUCCUAGAGGACGCAUCAUCGACUGACGAUAACUCAAAAGGAAAUUUAGAGGAGGGCGAUAAGUCAUAUCAGCCAGGAAAAAUUAUUUCAGAUUCAGAGGAACCCUUGUUGAAAGAGAGUGUUCCAGAGAUCUUAGACGACACUGAAACCAUCAAAAAGAAAGGUUCGAAGCCACUUGGAAGCUUGUUGGAGUGUGAGUCUUACCAGUACUUAAAGAAAAUAUGUGAUCGUUUGGAUGCACCUAUGGCAGGCGUUGGUGACUAUCGUGAUGUGUGUUCAUCUUAUGGCAUUGAUCGUUAUCAAAUUGCCUCAAUUUAUGAGAAGCAUAGGGAUGGACCAUCCAGAGCCUUGAUUGAUCACUUGGCAGCCACACAUGAACAACUAACCGUGGCUGAGUUUGUAGUUGUGGUGAGAAAAGUAGCAAAGAGAGGUGAUGUUGCAAAGCUUUUAGAGGAAUAUGAUUUGUUGUAAUAAGAGAGGGGAAGGAUUUUUUAUUACUGAAAGUUUUGUUUUCAUGUAUUGUUAUAAUCAGUAUUUCGCAUCGGUAAUUCUAAAUAGUUGCACUUACUAAAUGUAAAGACUUGAUGGAACUUAGGGUAAUGAAAAGGAGCCAAUGUUUAAAGAGAUGUCUUGAUUGGCAUGAAUUCCAUUUCCUCUUCGGUUUAAUAAUAAUUUUAAUGUUAGAGCCAUGUAUAAACCCGCAAACGCAACGUUUAGAGAACUGAUUGUCUUGUUGCCUUUGCCAGUGAAGACAAGAGGAAGCAAAGGCCUUUUCUACGUUACUUUUGAGAUUACCUACCUGUCGCGUAUCGCGAGGAGACCGAUCUGCGAAUUCAUUAGAUAGUCCUUACCGGAAAGGAAAUGCUUUCCAAGUAGUUUAAGAUUCUACCAAGAAUAGAGCAGUCUUCAAUUUAGCGUCGCAAAUCCAAAACCAUAGCUACCACACUACCUAAACAAAACAGAGGUUAUCAGCAGCCAACAAAGUACCCGCAGGCAAACUCUUUGAAGCGCGUGAGAACGCGAGUGUUCGAGUUGCGAUUGGCUUUGGCUUUAUGUUUCAUUGGUUGACGCGGUGGCAGAUAGAGCAACAUUAAGCAAAAAAAAUAAAACGCAAUUCCAGAUUUUUUUGACACUCAAUUAUAAAACCGCGCACAAUUCGUCCCACAGGAUCUGUUAUAUCUAGAUCCUAGCAUCGAGAAAGCACUCUUAAUUUAAAACAAAUAUGUUUCCCUUAUUUUUAUCUGUUUUUUAUUACUUUUGAGUAUUUUUGUAUUUUUUAUACUAACUAAUUAAUUUUUAGUUUUUGUUAUGUAUCAAUGAUAGAGCGUCUAAGAACUUAAGAUGUAUUCGCAGUCUUUCUGGUAGUGACUGUAUCUGCUUUGCAAUACCUACUUAUUCAAAUGUUUUCAUAAUCAAUUUUAUUUUUAGAAGAGUAAAGGGCUUAAACCUUAUCUACAGUCUCAUGCAUUAAGAUUUGUUUUCAUUUAACUUUUAAGCGUAAUCUAAUUAUUUAUUCUGCUUUCUAGCUAACGGAUGAACAUUUGCUCAAUAAUUUUUCACUAUUCGUUCUGGGAAAUGUGUUGAAACUGUAAUGAUAAGUUCCGAGGUGAUUAUGGAUGAGAUAGGUUCUCCGUUAGGUAAAUUACUAAAAGACGUUGUAAUUCACUUUUUCUCUGCAAAGUGGAUUGCUACUCUUAGACUGAUGUACUAGUUAUAUUAAUGGUAUGUAUUUUGUAGUUUCUUGUUACUAAAUUUUUCGAAUACCGUGACAUUUUUGGAAUUUGAAAAAGACGGCAAGAUAUCGACUGUUGUAUUUCGUGAUACAAUUUUUGUCCUUAAUUAAGUAUUUCAUGAGUGAAUAGCAAUUUACAUUUAAAUUGUAUUAAUACACAAAUUUCAGUAUUCUAAGAAAAUGUUAUCAUGUAUAUUUCAGAAUUAAUUUUUCAUAUUCUCUUUUGAUCUAUACCACAUUAUUGAACGACGACGUCGCAUUAUCCAGUUCCAUUUAUUCCAUUUGUUAAUACAAUUGCAAAUAGAGACAUUUGGAGUACACGA
Stylophora pistillata is the source of this 3152-nucleotide messenger RNA. RefSeq lists its product as uncharacterized. Gene Ontology annotation, biological process: Rho protein signal transduction. The record is from RefSeq and is a predicted model, not a curated record. Gene Ontology annotation, cellular component: cell surface; plasma membrane. Lineage: Eukaryota; Metazoa; Cnidaria; Anthozoa; Scleractinia; Pocilloporidae. Gene Ontology annotation, molecular function: death receptor activity; nerve growth factor binding; coreceptor activity.